CGUCGGCCAAUCAGAACAGGCGGGGAGGAUCACGUGCCGACACCGUGGUCGAAAUGCAGGCAGGCAGGCAGCUCUCGGGACUCGGGCGAGCGGCAGUGAGGCAGAGACGGAGAGAGAGACGGAGCUGAGGAGAAGGGAGAGAGAGCGAGAGAGAGAGAGAGAGUACUUGGAUGGUUUAUCUGCGCUCAGGGACGGAAAGCAACUCCUCGGGGUCGUGUCCCUCUGUAAGGAAGCGGAACAAAGAGGACGACACGGUCAAAAGUGUCUCGGUGGUGUAGGGUGCAGCGGGGGGACAGAGAGCCAAGCGCAUGAGGAAGGGGCGUCUGGAGACCCCUGUCCCCACACACAGCGCUUGCACACACGCGCACCACGUAGUUAAAGGGAGACACGCCCACCAGCAGCCAUGAGGUCCAUCCGCUCCUUCGGAAACGACGACCGUCACGUCAUGGCGAAACACUCCACCAUCUACCCGUCCUCCGAGGCACUGGAAGCCAUACAGAGUCUCGUCUCCACUGUCGAGUGCGCUCUCAAACACGUCUCCGAUUGGAUGGACCGGCCGCAGGCCGAGCAGCCGAACCAAUCCAGCGGGCAGGAGGAGGAGACGGAGGCCAGCGCCGACGAAUCAGCAGAGGAAAGCACCAAUGAGGGCAGUAGCAGCAGCAGUAGUGGGGGUGAUGGCAGGGUGCUGUGUGGGGUGAUGCGGAUCGGCCUGGUGGCUAAAGGGCUGCUCAUUAAAGACGACAUGGACCUGGAGCUGGUGCUCAUGUGUCGAGAGAAACCCACACACACACUGCUGCGCACCGUCUGUGAUAACCUCCCACUGCAGAUAGAGAAGCUAACAGAAGAGAAGUACGAGGUCGAGAGCAGUAUCCCCAAGGCGGCCAUUUUGAUUCGCAAUACAGCGGAGCCCAAACUCACACUGAAGGUCACACUCACUUCACCACAGAUCCGAGAGGACGGCGAGACAGGAGAGCAAGAGAGCGUUGUUGAGGCGAGCGAGCCGUCGGACCUGCUGGAUAGACAGAGGUGCCUGGUGGCGCUGGCCUCUCUGCGACAUGCUAAAUGGUUCCAGGCGAGAGUAAACGGCUUAAAAUCAGGAGUGAUCGUUUUACGGAUUCUGAGGGACAUGUGCAAUCGAGUGCCGGCCUGGGAACCUCUCAAAGGAUGGCCGCUGGAGCUGCUGUGUGAGAAGGCCAUCGCGACGUGUAACCGGCCGCUGGGAGCCGGAGAGGCUCUGCGCAGGGUCAUGGAGUGUCUCGCCUCCGGGAUCCUGCUCCCAGGUGGACCGGGGCUGCACGACCCGUGCGAAAAGGAGCCGACGGAUACGCUGGCGGCCAUGACGGACGAGCAGGCGGAGGCCAUCACGUACAGCGCACAGCACGCUCUCCGGCUGAUGGCUUUCGGUCAGAUCUACAAGGUCUUGGAGAUGGAUCCACUUCCCUCCAACAAACCUUCAUCAAAAUACCCCUGGUCAGAUAAAGAAGGUUCGGGGCUAAAGAGGCCCUACGAGGACGGCCUGAUGGACGACAAAGACCUCAUCAAGAAAAUGAAACGCAAUCUGAGAAAAGUUUUAGACAGUAAAGCAAUAGACUCCAACCAGCCCAUGAAUGCCCUGAUGCGGCUGAAUCAGAUCCGUCCCGGUCUGCAGUACAAGCUCCUGUCUCAGUCCGGUCCGGUUCACGCUCCCGUCUUCACCAUGUCCGUGGACGUGGACGGAACCGUCUACGAAGCCUCGGGUUCUUCCAAGAAAACGGCCAAGCUGCACGUAGCUGUUAAGGUGCUGCAGGCGAUGGGAUACCCAACAGGCUUCGACACAGACCUGGACUCCAUGAGUGCAGAUGAGAAGUCAGACAGCGAGGGCAAGAGCGAGACCUCGACACACUCGUGCAAUAACACAUCACACACCACAGACAGCUCCAGCACACUGGAGGUACGAACUCAGGGUCCUAUUCUGACGGCGAGCGGUAAGAACCCAGUGAUGGAGCUGAACGAGAAACGGCGAGGCCUCAAAUACGAGCUGAUCUCCGAGAGCGGCGGCAGCCACGACAAACGCUUCGUCAUGGAGGUGGAGGUCGACGGACAGAAGUUCCGAGGCGCAGGACCUAAUAAGAAGGUAGCCAAAGCGAGCGCCGCCCUCGCCGCUCUGGAGAAACUGUUCUCGGGACCCAACGCUGCCGGAAACAAGAAGAAAAAAAUCCUCCCUCAGAAUAAAGGAGCGAUCGCUGCCGCUGCUGCCGCCGCAGCCGCCUCCGCCGUCGCAGCUCAGGCCGCUCGAGGAAGAGGAAGAGCUGCACUCGCACGCGGAGCCUUCGUCAGCGCCGCCGCCCCAGGCUACGUCACACCAGGUUUCGGAAGCCCGUACGGUUACGGCGCAGCGGCCGCCGCUCCAGCUUACGGUUUGCCCAAGAGAAUGCUUCUGUUGCCCAUCAUGAAAGUGCCCACCUACCCCAUCCCUCACUACUCCUUCUUUUAGCUCAGGAGAUCCACACACACACACACACACACACACACACACACACAGCUUUUAAAUCAGAAGGGAAUGUCAGAACGCAUGUCCGAGUGAAACCAUGUUCAGAACUUUAAGUAGAAUCGUUUGUAAGGAUUUUAUUUGACUUUAUUCGAUUUCCGACUUCACGCAGGUUUUUAAGUUCUUAAAGAAGAAGAAGAAGAAAAAAAACCAAACUUGAAGGAUUUGUACUGUGAAUUGUUACCUCAUUCAUGGAGUUUUAAAUUAUAUAGCCUUUUUCUUUUCUUUUUUUCUUUCUGCCAUUAAGUUUGUUUUUUAUUUGAUUUCUUUGUUGUUUUCAUUUUCUAUAGUAUGGCUUGAUGGAUUACGGAUAUCCGAUCCGGCAACAGGCACUAUCUCUGUAAAGACGGCAGAAAUUAUGGGAUGUAUAGGUCUAAUUUAAAGCUACUGUUGAUAAAUAAACCUUUAUCUUAUUCAACCGCCAUAAGCAUCCAGUUUUGUGUACACGAGAAGCCGCGAGGAAGAACUCGCACGUCAUCGCUGUAGCUUUUUAACGCGUAGCUGUGAAACAUGAGGAGCACGCGCGCGCGCACACACACACACACACACACACACACACACACGCAGAGCAGAAUCUCUCAAACACCUGUCCGUACAUGAGCCGACACACGGCAACACACCGGAGCGUCCAGUCACCGGCACACGUCGGAGAAUCGAAAGCAGCAACACGGGAUCCAUGGAGAUAUGCUACCUAAUCGUCUUUUAUGUCCCGUUUUCUUUUCUCUUAUUUUUGGGUGUUUUAUUUUCCCUCCUUCUUGUUGAGCGUCUUGUUGAGAUUUGUGAGCUGUUGAGCUGUAAAAGUUCUUCCUCGUCCACAGGCCAGCGUGAACCACCUCAACAUUCACCGUCCCUCAGAAAGU
This is a messenger RNA of Ictalurus furcatus (blue catfish), 3387 nucleotides long. It is a transcript of the gene strbp, whose product is annotated as spermatid perinuclear RNA binding protein. The record is from RefSeq and is a predicted model, not a curated record. The transcript is spliced from 19 exons. NCBI's taxonomy places the organism in Eukaryota, Metazoa, Chordata, Actinopteri, Siluriformes, Ictaluridae. Gene Ontology annotation, cellular component: precatalytic spliceosome. Gene Ontology annotation, molecular function: double-stranded RNA binding; single-stranded RNA binding. Bases 404 to 2473 code for a protein of 689 amino acids.